Molecule: messenger RNA, 1284 nt
Organism: Labeo rohita (rohu)
Lineage: Eukaryota; Metazoa; Chordata; Actinopteri; Cypriniformes; Cyprinidae
Exons: 2
Coding region: 21-1163 (380 amino acids)
Source: RefSeq, a predicted model, not a curated record
UCCCAGAGCCUAGUCACGUUAUGUCUACCAGUGUGAUGGCGAUCACCAUUCUCAGUAUGUGGGCCGCACACUACGCUCCAGAGGUCUCGUCUGUCACCAAGUCUGCCCCAGAGGUCACGUCUGUUCACAAGCCUGCUCCAAAGGUCACGUCUGAUCCCAGGCCUGCUCCAGAGCUCACGUCUGUUCACAAGUCAGCCCCUGAGGUCACGUCUGAUCCCAAGCCUACUCCAGAGCUCACGCCUGUUCACAAGUAUGUCUCUGAGGUCAUGUUUGAUCACAAAUCUGCUCCAGAGGUCCCGUCUGGUCCCAAGUCUGCUCCAGAGGUCCCGUCUAGUCUCAAGUCUGCUCCAGAGGCCAUCCCUGUCAGAGAAGCUGCGCCAAUGCCUCCAGAGGUGUCAGCGCUAGCUGUAGAACCUCUUAUGGAGGGGGCGUUAUCCUUUAAACUCUCUGCUUCUCUCUUUAUUCUCUCUGCCUCCUCUAUCCCUGCUCUACCCAGGGCCCAGUCCUUGACGCGGGUGCCCGCUCUGCCCUGGAGGGCUUCUGCGCCUCCUGUUCCGCCCUGGAGGGCUUCUGCGUCUCCUGUUCCGCCCUGGAGGGCCCCGGCGCCUCCUGUUCCGCCCUGGAGGGCCCCGGCGCCUCCUGCUCUGCCUCCUGCUCCGCCCUGGAGGGCUCCUGCUCCGCCUCCGGUUCCGCCCUGGAGGGCCCCUGUGCCUCCUGUUCCACCCUGGAGGGCCCCUGCACCUCCUGUUCUGCCCUGGAGGGCCCCUGCGCCUCUUGCUCCGCCCUGGAGGGCUCCUGCACCUCCUGCUCCGCCCUGGAGGGCUCCUGUGCCUCCUGCUCCACCCUGGAGGGCUCCGGCGCCUCCUGCUCUGCCUCCUGCCCCACCCUGGAGGACUCCUGCACCUCCUGCUCCGCCUCCGGCUCCGCCCUGGAAGGCUUCUGCCUUGCCGGUUCUACCUCAGUCUCCUGGCCCUCCCACUGCUCCCCAGGACUGUUUUUCUGUUGGAGCGUCUGGAAGCCGCUCCUUGGGGGGGGGGUGUGUGUUACGAAUCUGGUCGGUGACCUGCGGUCCGCUCACCACCAGAUGUCGCUCUCACCCUGUCACAACACGCAGACUGUUGCACUACACCCCGGACUACAUUCCCCGUCAUUCAGCGCGCUGAUUGGGUCAGCACCUGUGACCAAUCAGCGGCGCUAUAAAAGCCCCGGUCUUUUCCCAUGCAAACCACGGUGCAUUGUUGUUGUGUUAAUCAUUGUUAGCGUUUUCUAGUUCCCUUGUUCCUA